CCGAGUCCCGGGAAGCGCGGGGCGCAUAGGGAGCCAGAGCCUGGCGUCCGUCUGGUUGCUCUGGAGCUGAGUCGCGUGGCCGCCUGCCGGCUCGCCUCUUGCCAUGGGGAGCACCGAGAGCAGCGAGGCCCGCAGGGUGUCCUUCGGAAUGGACGAAGAGGAGCGGGUCCGGGUGCUGCAGGGCAUCCGGCUGUCCGAGAAUGUGGUUAACCGCAUGAAGGAUCCCAACCAGCCUUGCAAAGCUGGGGAGCCAGCUCCGCCUCCUGCCCCUCCGCCUUCUACGCCUUCUACGGGUGGCUCCUCCAAAGGCCCCGAGAAAGACUCCAAACCGCCCAGGUCUGAGUAUGGUGGUGGCCGUCAGCCCUCGGGGGUGGAGGAGGAUUUCCUCAAGAGGUAUAAACAGGAGCAGGCCAAGGUCCAGGACGAGUUGUUCCAGGUGGUGACGAGGGAACGAGAGGCAGCCACCAAGCCCAGGAGUGCGCCCAUGCAGCGGGGGGAGGGCAGCGUUGACCAGGACAAGCGGAAGUCAACCCAGUUGGCCAGGGAGCUGGAGAGCCGGGAGGCAGAGCUGAGCCGUCGUGACACCUUCUAUAAGGAGCAGCUGGGACGCCUCGAGAGGAAGGGGGACGGAUCCGUCAUGGUGGUCGUCAGAGUGGAAGCCCAGAUGGGCGUGCGGAUGAACAAGUCGUGGCCAUCAGCAGGGGUGCUGGUGAACGUCAGCCGCAGAAUGAUCGACUCCAAUAUGUUCGUGAUUGAAGGGAGAGUAAGGAUUAUGAGGAAAGCUGCAUCAGUAGAAUUUAAAGAAGGAAAGCAGACCCACGACUCAACAAACAAAGGAAUGUGAAGGGUACAUGGAGUCAAGGAGGCAUCCGAAGGGCUUCUUAUAGGAGGGGCAUCCACGUGAUGAAGAUUUUAAGUCGCUGGGCUAGAACAGUCAACUGCUGACUGGGAUUCUGAGGCCAAAAUCAAGCCUCUGCUUAAAUAAGAAAAAGAGGUAGAAAUGUAUGAAUUUCCUUAGUUUUCUUUAAAAAAAUUUUUUUUGAAGUUUGUUUUGAAAGAGAUAGUGAAAGCACGAGUGGGGGAAGAACAGACAGAGAGGGAGAGAGAGAAUCCCAAGCAGGCUCCAUACUUGCUGUCAGUGCAGAGCUAGAUGUAGGGCUCAAACUCACGAACCAUGAGAUCAUGACCUGAGCAGAAACCAAGAGUCAGACGCUGAACUGACUGAGCUCCCCCAGGUGCCCCUGAAUCUCCUUAGUUUUCAAAAAGAAACUCCAGAAGGGUAAAUCAGAAACUAAUGAGAUCGUUACCCAUAGCGGGUGAAUGGAAAUGGGCCAGGAAGACGGAAGGGGAUGUGACGUCUCCGAAUGUGCCUUUUAUGUAUAGUCGACUUGUGAACCAUAGUAGUGUGUUGCUUCUUUGACAAUUGCAUAAACAAAGAUGGAGUGAAAAAUUAAUAACGACAGAAAUAAAUGAACCUGUCUAUCAGGUAGAUGCCACUCCACACAGAGGAACAGUGUUAAUUUGAGGGGACUUCUAGUGUGGACAAGAUGGCUAGACUCAUUUCUCCUUGCUCCUUCUCACUAGGUACAAUUAUGCACUCUUAAAUAAAUGGAGAGGCAACCAUGGGAGAAGUCUGAAAGCUAGGGAGAGGAAGGGGCACUGGCUAGGGACUCUUGGACUAGAGGGUCAACACAGCAGCCUAGGUGUCCCCUGAUUGCCCCACCCAGUGACAGAGAACAACCCAAGGUCAGUAUCUUCAGCCCCUAACCUGUGGCAGACAACUGCCCAGGUAGGCUUAUCGUUUCACCAGAUUGGCAGGGAGUCCUGUCAGCCAUACUGGAUAGGCCCAGUGGCCUCAGUGAGGGAGACCAAGCAGGAGUACCACUGAUGAGUGGCCCCAGGAAGCACUCUCCUUCCCUAUGGGCCAGAGACCCUCUUCUUCCACCCAGAGACCCCAGUGGUUCAACAGCACCAGCAGGGGCAUCCUGCCACAAGUGGCCCAGACUGGGAGCACUCUUUGUCCAGUCAGUCAAAAUCUCCUUUCCCCUACCUGGAGAUGCCAGGUUGCUAGGAAGUCCUGGUCUGGGAAGCAUUCUUUGUCCUGUGGACCAGAGAAUCCUUUCUCCCACCUAGAGACACUGGCAGCCUGCUGGCACCAACAGGGGACAUCCUGCCACAAGUUACUGGAGCAGUGGUCCUUGUGUACUGUAGGUCAGAGACUUUCUUCCACCACCUGGAGACCCCGAGAGGCCUGACGCUGGCAGGACAGAUCCCUGGCUGGUGAGGAAAUAAGACAAGGAAGUACCGGCCAGGAAUGGCAACCAGUGGGUGUCAAGGAAGUACUCUUUGUCCUCACAGCCUGGGAGAGGCACUUUCUGCCCCCACAGGCAACACCAGCAGGGAUCAAUGAGAGCCCCUGUGGCCUCUGAUGAAGCAAGAAGACCAGAAUAGCACAAUAAAGGCUCUGAUUCAAGAAGCUGAGCAAAUUCCAAAGAAGACAAAUCUAAAGAAAUACACACCUAGAGCGAUAAUGAUGAAACUUGUAAAAAGUGAGGACAGAAGAAUCUUGAAAGCAAUCAGAGAAAACCAAUGUAUUCCUUACAAGGUAACACCAGUUUGAAUGACAGUGGAGUCUCAUUUAAAGCUAUGAAGCCAGAAGGAAGUGGCAUAUUUUUCAAGUACUGAAAGAAAAAAAAAUUCAUAACCAUGAUUUCUAUACCUGGAAAAACUAUCCUUUAUAAUGAAGAGAAAAUAAAGACAUUCUCAGAUUACAGAAGACCAAGAGAGUUUGUUGCCAGCCAAUCUACCCAUAAAGAAUGGCUAAAUUUGGGCUCUUGGCUGGCUCAAUUGGCAGAGUGUGCAACCCUUGGUCUCAGGGUUGUGAGUUCAAACCCCAUGUUGGGUGUAGAGAUUGCUUAAAAAUCUUAAAAAAAGAAUGGCUAAAGUAAGUUCUUCAAACAGAAAUAAAAUGAUAAAAGAAAUAAUCUUGGAACAUAAACAAGAAAGAACAAUGGAAAAAACAAAACUAUGGAUAAAUACAGUAGAUUAUCCUUCUCGUGAGUUUUUAAAAUCACAUUUGAUGGUCGAAACAAAAAAUUAACACCAUCUGAUGUGAGGCAAAUGUAUGUAGAAGAAAUAUGCUCAAACCUAAGGUGUUAAAAAGAACCUACAUGGAAGUAAGGCUUCCAUGCCAUAUUGUACAUUGUAGAGCAUUGAUACCUGUAGAUUAUGGUAAGUUACAUGUGUACAUUAUAAUGCUCAGUGUAACCACUAAGGGAGUUUUAGGAAGCAAUAUACUCAAAAGCACUAGUAGUAAAUCAACAUGGAAUCCUAUGAAAUGUUUAACCCAUAGGGAGGCAAGAAAAGAAAUGGAGAAUGAGAAACAGCGGACAAUCAGAAAACAUAAUGCAGUGACUUAAGCUUUAACAUGGCAAUUACUUAAGCUUUAAGUAGUCAUAAGUAGCACUACUUAAGGUUUCAGUAGACCUAAGCUUUCAUGUGGCAAUAAUAACCUUAAAGGUAAACAGUUUAAAUAUACCAAUUGAAAGGCAGAGGAUUCCAGAAUAGAUUUCACACACACACACACACACACACACACACACACACACACACACGGCUGUGUAUUAGAAAUGCAGUGACAUAGGCUGAAAGUAAAUGUGUAGAAAAAAAGAUAUGUCAUAGAAACAUUGAUCCACAAAACGUUGGAGUGGCUAUAUUAAUAUCAAAUAAAAUACUUAAGAACCAAGAAAAUUUCUGGACGCAAGGAAGGACAUGAUAUGAGGGUAAAAGGAUUGCUUUGCCAAGAAGACAUAGCAAUCCUAAAUGUAUAUGCACCAAAGAACAGAAUCUUAAAAUACAUGAAGCAAAAACUGUAGGUCUGAAAGGAGAAAUACACAAGCUUAAAAUAAUGGUAGGGAGGACAUCAGAGUUCAAAUGAUAGAAGUACUAAACAAAAUCAUCAAAGAUGUAAAAUUCCUAAACGACGCAACUAACCAAUAGAAUCUAAUUGACAUACAAAGAACACUCCAAUGAUCACAGAAUGCGUAUUUUUUUCAAGCACGUAUGGAACCAAGACUAUAUCGGAGGCCAUAAAACAAAUGUUAACGAGCUUAAAAGAAUUAAAAUCAGCAUAUCAAAAUAUGCAGGAUAUAGUUUAAGUAGGUAAAAGGGAAAUUCACAGCAGUGAAUACUUACAUUAGAAAAGAAGAAAAGUUUCAAAUUAAAGGUUUUAUCUCAAGAAACUAGAAGAAGAAUAAAAUAAAGCCAAAGCAAGCAGAAGGAAGGAAAUAAUAAAGAACAGAAAUCAAUGUAACUGAAACAGGAAAACAGUAGAGAGAAUUAAUGAAAGAAAAAGCUGGUUCUUGGAAAAAAAAUUAAUAAAAUUAAUAAACGGCCAGCAAGACUGACAAAAAUAAAGAGAGAAGACGUGAAUCACCAGUAUCAGAGAGACAGGUUACAUCCCUGCAGACUCCAACACAGCCAUUAGAAGAGAAUAAGGUAAUACUACAGACCCCUUUAUGCUCAUAAAUUUGACAACACAGAAGAAAUGUACCAGUUCCUGCAAAACCACAAACUACUAAAACAACCAGGAUGAAAUUGAUAACCUGAAUAGUUCUAUAACCACUCAAGGAAUUAACUUCAUGAAUUUGAAACCUUAGAAAAAGAAAAUUCCAUGCCCAAGUUGUUUCUCUGGAGAUUUCUACCAAAAAGUUAAAGAAAAAUUAAAACCCAAUUUACAUAUUCUUUUCCAGAAGAGAGACCAGUAUUACUUUGACAAAUAGUAUUACCAAACCAGUCAAAAACAAAAGGAAACUAUAUCUCUCAUGAACAUAGACACAAAAAUCCUCAAAAUAUUUGCAAACCAAAUAUAUAACACAUAUAUAAUAUUGUUUAUUUAAACAAUAUAACAUUG
Panthera uncia (snow leopard) is the source of this 4912-nucleotide messenger RNA. RefSeq names its product coiled-coil-helix-coiled-coil-helix domain containing 6 (gene CHCHD6). NCBI's taxonomy places the organism in Eukaryota, Metazoa, Chordata, Mammalia, Carnivora, Felidae. Gene Ontology annotation, cellular component: MICOS complex; mitochondrion. Gene Ontology annotation, biological process: DNA damage response; cristae formation. The record is from RefSeq and is a predicted model, not a curated record. Bases 104 to 844 code for a protein of 246 amino acids. The transcript has 7 exons.